Messenger RNA from Rosa chinensis, 1967 nucleotides. RefSeq names its product RNA-binding KH domain-containing protein PEPPER-like. The transcript has 5 exons. Bases 848 to 1357 code for a protein of 169 amino acids. Gene Ontology annotation, molecular function: RNA binding. Lineage: Eukaryota; Viridiplantae; Streptophyta; Magnoliopsida; Rosales; Rosaceae. The record is from RefSeq and is a predicted model, not a curated record.
UGAAAAUUUGCGGGAACCUAUUUUUGCAAAAAGCGCUAAGUCUUUAAGUGAAAUGAGGAAGCGGGUACUAAAACUCAAAACUUUCACACUUAGAAAAAAAAUUGCGCCCGACCCCAAAACUGAAACAGAAAACCCUAGCGAGACUCCUUCAUUCUAAACUCACCGCAAACUGGAUCUCCUCCCAAACUCAACCUCCAUUCUGGACCCUAAUCUUACUCGAACUCGAUCGCCGCCAUUCUAGAGCUCCUCGGCUGCUUCGGCAUCGACUCCGUCCAGUCCGUCAUCUUACGCGCCUCCCACUACGACGGUGACGACGUCCUCAUCAACUCCAGCUGCUGCCCUCCCCCUGCCAAACCCAAAUUCGAUUUCUUCUGCUUGAGGGAUUCGAGUUGAUUUUGAUUCCUCCAAAACCCUUUUCAACUCUUCACAGUUCGCCCUCCAAAGCGUUUUGUCCGAGCUCGUUGAAGGACAAGGUGUAUAGGGUCUUCUGCAAGGAAAAGCGAAAGCUCGCCUGUAGAAAGGGGGAUGUACCACGUGUUGAUGGGCAGUUGGCUGUAGCACGGGCAUUCGGUGACAAGAGCUUGAAGAAACAUUUAAGUUCUCAACCUUUUGUGAUGUCGGAGACGAUAGAUGAUGAGACACAGUUUGCUGUCUUAGCAAGUGAUGGACUGUGGAAGGUUGGUUAAUUUGAACUGAAGUCAAUCAUUACAAACACACACACUGCAAAGGAACACAACUGGAAUCACAAUUGGAAUUGGCUGUGAGUCGUGAGUCGCAAUUGGAAUCUUUGUUUCUCAGCCGUGAGUCGCAAUUGGAAUCACAACUCCAUCCUCUGGACUUUCCAUUUAUGGACAAGAGGCUUCUCUUUCUUCAAUGCAUUCUUCAGGACUUGGCCGUCCUGGUGCUCCUAUUGUUACUCAGGGAGAUUACCCAAACAAUGCAAAUCCUCUUUGUCUUAUGUCGAGGACAUCAUUGGGGUAUUUUUCUGUUCUAUGUUAACAGUAUUUUCUCUGCUGCAUUCUAUAAUCAGCUUAUGCAAACAGAGCAAAUUCUUCUGUCUUAUGCUGAGGACAUUAUUGGGGUUGAAGGAAGGAGUAUUGAAUUUAUUCGUCGUAGUAGUGGAGCCUUGUUAACUGUACAAGAGAGCAGGGGACUACCUGAUGAAACUACAGUGGAAAUAAAAGGCACCUCAUCACAGGUUCAGGCGGCUCAACAACUGAUUCAGGAAGUUCUAGCAACCAGCAACAAGGAUCAAAUUUCAAGCAGCUAUGGCAGGAUGGAUACCGGAUUGAGCUCAUCCUACUCUCAGUUAGAUUCUAUAUCUUACCCUUCCUCUUCAGUAUCCUCGCUACCUUAAUUGGAGGGGUGAGGCAUCAUGCAUCUUAAUUGGAGUGGAAAUUUUCAGUAUUUUCUGUGCAGAUUUAGAAUGUUUGAGUAUUAUCGAGACUAUCUUUGCAAAAUAUUGAUUUGAAUGUUGAUGUGCAUUUGCGUUUGCAUUUGGUUCUCUUGGGUUUUGUGCUGAUUAGCUUGGUAGAAAUGCCAGAGCGUAGCAAGAAAAAGUUGAUGGCUUUGACCACUAAUGUGAUGAGAGAUGAUAGUGAUAAGGGCCUUGGAUUACAAGUUGUCAAAUAUUUGGCUGCCAAAUAUGAAGAGCUAGGGUGUGAAGUGAAAUGGAUGGGCAAGCCUGAUAAGGUGAUCUAGUCACAUUGGUCUGGUUACCGCUGUUAACUUCACUUCAUGUGAACCUUUAGCUUAAUACAUAUUUCUCUUGCACUUGACUACCAAGAUGAAUUUUGAGCGAGGCUAGUUUUUGCUUUGAGGCAAAGUUUGGUGUUGAAAUUUUGUAGAUUGUUGCUCAUAUGUUUCUAGGCUAGCCUUUGUAGGUUUUGGGGUUUUCUUUUGUGACAUAUGUUCAAUCAUGAAUUUGGAAAGAAAAUUAAUGGAAAUCCCCAAUUUUUGGAUGAUUA